AACGUUAGGAUCCUCACACAUCUUCUCUUGGUCCACAUUGCACUGAAUUGUUUCUCGUUCAUUUUUUUCCUGUUUAGUAUUGAAAAAUGGCAGCUGCAAGCAGUGAUGAAUCUCAGCUCAUUAUUCCUGAAACAGCUCAAAGUGUUGAGGUUAAACUGGGGUGUGAUAUCACAGUACCAUGUCACCUGUCUCCUGAAAUCUGUGCUGUUGACAUGGAGAUCAAGUGGUUUAAGGAGACAGACUGUGUGUGUAUCUAUAAGAACAGACAAGUGGCAGAGGCGAAAGGCUACGUGAAUAAAGUAAACCUGAUUACUGAAGAGCUAAACAGAGGAAAUGUUUCCUUAAUACUUCAACGCUUCACAGAGUCAGAUUUGGGAGAUUAUUUGUGUCAAGUCACCAUUGGAGACAAAACAGAAGAGAUAACAGUAAAAGUACAAGAUGAUACUGUACAUACUUCUGACUCAAGGCAAGAAAAACAAAUAACCCCAACUAGAAAAGAACCACGAGGAAGCUUGUUUGCUCGUAUAGCAGCUGGAGCAUUAAUAGGUGCAGUAUGUGGACCAUCAGCAGCAUUAGGAGUAGCAACAGGAGCGGUAAUAGGAGCAGUAGAAGAAGCAUCAAGAGGAGGAGCAGGAGGAAGUCCAGUAGAAGGACCAUCAGGACAACCAUUGCGGCCAGCAGAAGCAGCUGAUCAUAGAAAAAUCUCUUUCUUGAAAGUAAACAGAACAUGGAGUGAGCAGGAGAGACAGAACAUGGAAAGAUCUGCUCUGUUAACAGGUCCAGUAAGAAGAAACAGCAAGGACAAGAUCGAACCAAAAAUGACUAAAGAGACCUCAAAUCCUGAGUCUUCAGUGUUGGUUUCUGGAUCAGAGCUCAGGUUGGUUCUGCUGGGAAGUGCUGGAUCUGAAAAGAGUGCAUCAGUAAACAUCAUCCUGAACAGAGAGGAGAAGAUCCAGACUGAUACAUCAACAGAGAUCCAGCAGAGUGAGAGCAGACAGGGGGAGGUGAAUGGGAAGCAGGUGACUGUGGUGGAAACUCCUGACUGGUUUUGCUCUGAUCUCUCUCUGGAGGAGGUGAGACAGGAUGUGAGACUCUGUGUCCGUCUGUCUGCUCCCGGACCUCACGCCUUCCUCCUGAUCAUACCAGUACAACAAUCUACUGGAGUAGAGAGAGCAAUGCUGGAGAAAAUGGAGGAGAUUUUUGGGGACAGGUGUUGGAGGAACACCAUGAUCCUUUUCACUGUUACUGAUGAAGAACAAAAGAAGAGCAUUGAGGAUUUUGUCCAGUCAGGGAAUCAGGAGGUCCAGAGACUUGUAGAGAAAUGUGGGAACAGGUUUCACUGUCUCAACAUUCAUCAGAGUGGAGAUGAUUCACAGAUCUCAGAGCUGCUGGAGAAGAUUGAGAAGAUGAUGGAAGGAAACACAGAGAGAUUUUACAGAAUAAAAGCUACCUGAAUGAACGACUUCUGAUAGAAAGAGAGAAAUUUAACACUGUACAAAAGCUCUGACACAAAUUCAAAGAUGUAGUCAGUGGCAUCGAGGACUUUACUAAGCUUGAAGAGUUAAUUUCAUGA
Molecule: messenger RNA, 1573 nt
Organism: Misgurnus anguillicaudatus (oriental weatherfish)
Lineage: Eukaryota; Metazoa; Chordata; Actinopteri; Cypriniformes; Cobitidae
Source: RefSeq, a predicted model, not a curated record